GGGCAGGGUUUUAUCACCCCAGUAAUGUAGCCUAUUCCAUUUUUCACUAAGUCUCUCUGCAUAUGAGAGGAAAAUGAGUCUCCCGAGGUUAUGCCAAGACAGCAGUGACCUGGCCAGAACAGCAAAAAAGGCUCUCGAGAAACCCACAGCCUUCAAUGAAAUCUCUCACAAUGAAAUUCUCUGUAAGUGAAUUAUUCCCUUGAAGUCAGGCCCUCACCUGGCCAGAGCUGCUUAGGACGUGGGACAGCAGUUCAUCCACACUUCCCUACCCCAACUCCUGGGAUAAAAUGAGAAUUCUUGUAUUUUAAACACCAGGCUGUUAACAAAGAGGCUUAUUUAUUUAGAGACACUGGGCAGAUAAGGAGCCAGCACAAAACAGAUGAGAGCCCAUUGUUAAAUUUCCAGAAAUUUUAUGAGCCAGUUGUGAAACAGUCAUUAUUAAACAUUUAAUUAUAUAAACUUAUGAUUAAAUACAUUAUGUAAAAAGCAAAAGGUAAUAAAAAGUCCAAACUCAUCACUUCAUAAUUAUUUAACUAUAUUUCACAACUCUCUAUACCCUUGAGGUUAUUUGCAUCUAUAGUAUCUACAUGGUAGAAAUACUAUCACGGUAUCCUAAUACUGUGCAUUUAACUUUUCCUGUUCCUUCUUACAUAAAUUUAGCACAUUAUUAUACUUUUAAUAAGCCUUUUGAAUGUAAUAGCUUCCAAUAUAGAAUUCCUCAGAUUACAUAAAAUGACCUGUUUUUAUCAUUUUUAAUUCUGCCUUACACAAUAUUAGGCAACAGGGGAAAAAAAGAGCCCAAACUGCACUCACACUAUUACAAUAUAGAAAUGCCUAAUGGGUAUGAACAAGGUUUAAAAAGGAAACAUAACAAUCAAAACAGUUAAUGUUCAAGUCAUAAACUGUGAGUUUUUAAAUCAGCAUGUUUGCCAUGUAAAGCAAGUCCAGCCUCCAGGCAUUAUUGAAGAUCUAUAGGUAAAGUGGCAUGUAAACAUUGUAAGUUAUAGUCAUUUUGUAAUUUUGAUUUUGUUACAAUAGGUUUUCUUAGGAAAAAAAAAUCAUGUGCCCACAUAAGAAAUAUACCUUGGGGGUGGAAAAAUCUCACUGGCAUAUUUUGCUAUAUUGCAUUUUGAAGAGACGUUGAAUAAAAAAAAGAAAUCAUGAUGUAGAAAAAAACGUUGCAUACUGGGAACUGACUACCAACUAAUUCAAUGAUAUUGUCUAAGUCACCUAGUUUCCUUCUGUCUCCUCUGCAGUAAAAUGAAAAGAUCUAUGCCGUCCAGUAGAGUAGCCACGAGUCAUACUGAGCUGUUGAAAUGUGGCUACUACAAAUAGACAUGCGUUAUGAGUGUAAAAUCCUCACCAGUAUAAAUAUAUACUUUUUACAAAACACAGAAUGUAAUACAGCUAUCUCAUUAGUAACUUUUAUGUUGAUUACAUAUUGAAAUACUAUCUUUAGUAUACUGGGUUAAACAAAAUUUGUUUAAAAAAAAAAAACAAAAAAAAAAAAACAUACAAACAUGAAAAAAAAUUUUAGAGGGGGUAGAAUUAUUGAGGAAAAGGGGUUUCUUUUUCAAAAUUGUACUAAUGAGAAGUAUUGUAGCAUAGAAAUUAGAAGGAAGCUCUCUCAAGCCAGACUGUUUGGGUGCGCUGGUUCUGCCAUUUCUGAUGACCUAUGGCUGCCAUAGGGAUGAACUUUGGCAAAGACCUUUUAGUGCCUCAGUUUCUUCAUCUGUAAAGUGGGGUAAUAAUCCUUAUUCUAGAGAGUUGUUAUGAGGUUUAAUCAAUAUGUGGAAACUCUUAGCAAUAUUACCAACAGUUCCCGGCACAUAGUAAGUACUCUCUAAGUGCUAGCUGUUUAAACUGUUCUUUUUAUUCAUUUACAAUUUAAUAAAAUCUUUUAAAAAUAACUGCCUAAUCAUCAUUGAUACUCUUGUGCACCUUCUACAUCUCAGAAAAAGCUUAGCAUAUUUGUGCAGUUUUAUUGAAGUUAGAUAAUAAAGUUUACCCAUUUUAAGUGUACAGUCUUAAGAUUUUUGAUAAAUGUAUACACUAGUAUAAUCGCUAUCAAAACCAAGAUAUAGAAUUUCCAUCACCACUCAAAAUUCUUUCAUGCCCCUUUGCAGUUGGCUGCUCCCUACCUCACCCAGCCCCAGACAACCACUGAUCUGCUUUCUGUCCCUGUCAAUUAGUUCUGCCUGUUGUAGAAUUUCAUACAAAUUCAGUCAUACAAUAUGUACUCUUUUAUGUCUGGCUUCUCUGGUCUAACAUAAUUUUGAGAUUCUUCAGUUUGUUGCAUGUAACAAUAGUUGUUCCUUAUUCUUGCUGAGUAGCAUGCCAUUAUAUAGGUAUCCCACAAUAUUUUUUUAUCCCUUUACCCAUUGACGGACACUGGAUUGUUUCCAGCUUCUGCCUAUUAUGAAUAAAGUUGCUAUGCAGAUUUGUAAAAAACUCUUUGCAUGGACAUGUUUUCAUUUUUCUUGGGUAAAUACCUAAAUACAGAAUUGUUGGGUCCUUUGGUGAGUGUACAUGUAAUUUACUGUUGACAAAUUGUCAAACUGUUUUCCAAAGUGGCUGGACCAUUUUGCAUUUCACCACCAAUGCAUCCUUGGCAAUACUUGAUGUCAGUCUGUUUAAUUUUAGCCAUUCAAGUGGAAAUGUAGUGGUACUCAUCAUGGUUUUAAAUUGCAUUUCCCUGGUAACUGAUGAGAGGACAUCACUUUUAAAUGGUAGCCCAUUCCUGGGGAACAGAAGAGAGACAUGGGCCAAAAGAAGUUCUACCAUUUCAAGCUUAAAUAUCCAAGAGAAUGAAAACUACUGUCACUGACAAAGAAGAGUGAAAUUGGGAGUCAGUGAUUAUUUGGCAUAGGGAUUUAUUUUUGAAGUUAUGGCAGGCAUUAAGGGGGAAAUCUGCAUGAGUUACAGGUUUGGAGCUCAUGUGAGAGGUCAGAGUCAGGUAUCAGUAGAGCUGUGAGGUGAAGCAUAAGCAGAGAGAGCCUAGAGAGUGAGCUGAGGGCCAACAAUUGAGUAUUGGGGUUCAGAGGAAGGGCCAGUAUUAAGAGAACAUCAAGGGGUAGUCCCAAGAAUAAUGUCAUCUACUUCUGGACUCAAAGAGUCUCAAGAAAUACCUUCAGAACACAUUUUCCAUAAUCUUAAAUUAGUAAAAUCUGAGGACUGGGAGGUGGGUACAAUUCCUAGGCUGUGAGCUCAUUGACCACAGGACAUCUGUGCUUGGUGAGGGAUCCUACAGCUGCACUGACUGUGGCAAGAGCUUCUGGCAUAGUUACCCUCUGCCAUUCAUCUUUGAAGUCAUGCUGGUGAGAAGCCCUACUCCUGUCCUGACUACAGAAAAUGUUUCAGCCAGAGUUCCAAUCUACUUCAGCACCAUGAGGUUCACCAGGGAGAUAAGCUCUGUAAGUGUGGGGACCUGUGGGAAAGGUUUGCUCAGAGGGCAUCCCUCAAAUAACUCAGAAAGGUCCAUACUUGCCACACACAGGGAGCUCCACCCAGUGCUUUCUCCUGGGGUUGUGCAGAGGCAGAGAGGCCCGGAGGCAGAGCUGAGAACAGAGGGGCUAGACACCCUAUCAUUGUCCCCAGUGUGGCACAACCUUCUGUGCAAGCUCCAGCCUCAUUAAGCACCAGCAAAUCCACUGAGGAGAAGCCAUAUAUCUGUGGGGAGUGUGGCAAGGGCUUUACAGUCAGGUCUCUGCUGAGGGCUCACCAAGGAGUACAUAAUGGGCUGAACUCCUACAUCUAUCCCAGCACAACGAGGCUUUGGGGGAUUAGUGGAAGCGGAUACAACACCCGAGAAUUCACACAGGUGAGUGAGCCCCUUCUGCUGCUCCAAUUGUGGUGACAGCUUUGGUCAGAAGACUGCCCUCAUCCAGCAUGUUUACCUGCAGGCAACAGAGGAGAAGCCUUUUAUGUGUGGGGAGUGUGGGGAGAGUUUCAGCCUCUGA
Molecule: messenger RNA, 3959 nt
Organism: Manis javanica (Malayan pangolin)
Lineage: Eukaryota; Metazoa; Chordata; Mammalia; Pholidota; Manidae
Source: RefSeq, a predicted model, not a curated record